UAUAGUCAGGCCUCAGUUCCACUUGAGAGAGCUUUAAGCACGAGUUCGACUCAUUACCUCUCAACAACGUCAUCAACAAUGUCCGACACCGAAGCCAAGAGCGGCAAGGCAGCAGGCAGUGGCUGGACUGACAAGGAACGCCUCACGUAUCUCUUCGCGCUCAUUGACAACACCGGCGUCAAGCUCGACUACAACACGACCCCGCGCCCCAACGGCCGUUCCGUCAUCGCCUGCCAGCGCAUGGUGGACCGCCUCAAGGGCACUCUCAAGGACGAGCUCGAGGCGCUCAAGGCGGGUGACCCUAUCGGCAAUGUGACGCCCAAGAAGGCUCGCGCGAACGGCAACGGCGAUGGUGAUGGCGAGAAGAAGACACCGACCAAGCGCAAGACCAAGGGCGAGGCUAAUGUGGAUGGCGAGGGAUCGCCCAAGAAGCGUGGCCGCAAGAAGAAGGCGGAUGCGGAGGUUGAGGUCAGGGAGGAAGUCAAGCAGGAGGUGGAUGCUAGUGAUGAGAUCUGAGUGCCUGAACUUGGAAGAUUUGCACAUUCUGGUCCGGAAUGGAAGAGCGAAUGGCGCAUUGUGCGGCGUCAGCCACGCUUCCGUAUCACGGCGAUUUCUGGGUUUCUAAUGGAUAUGUGAUCACCAUGG
Molecule: messenger RNA, 645 nt
Organism: Trematosphaeria pertusa
Lineage: Eukaryota; Fungi; Ascomycota; Dothideomycetes; Pleosporales; Trematosphaeriaceae
Exons: 4
Coding region: 79-516 (145 amino acids)
Source: RefSeq, a predicted model, not a curated record